CCGGUGCUAAAGUCGGACGUCUUCAUUCACCUAAGUCUGGAACGUUUUAAAAUGUUUCGAAUACUGUGUGUUCUCGCGUAUUUUAAUUUAGUUCUAAGUGACCCUCUAAACACUUACUGCUGUUUGGAAGAAGAUGGUAUUUUGAGCGAAAAUGAAGCAUUGUGUGUAAAUCCAGUCAAUGAGAGUAAAAAGGCUAUACGGUUCAAUUGUAACAAUACCGUAAGAUUAUUUCAAAAGGAUUACAACUUUACAGUGAACGACGAUGAAUCGGCUACCAUAUAUAUUGGAGAACAAUCUUUCUUACAAGACGCGGGAUCAUUUUGUGCCGCAAAUGAAACUACGAAUAACACGUUAAAAUUGUUAUUAUUUUGUGAAAUGGAGGAAGAGACGACGACGGACUUAGUAUUGAGUUACUGCAUGAUAGUUUCGGCAAUUUUUCUUGCCUUGACCGCUAUACUUUACUGCGCUUUACCGAUUCUAAGAGAUCUACAAGGCAAAAGCAUAAUUUGUUUCUGCGUGAGCUUAGCGCUGGGACUAAUUAUUUUGGCCAUAAUGAAACUCGUUGAAUAUUCCGAUAUGAAUUUAUGCGCUGCUCGAGGCUUCCUGACCUAUUAUUUUAUGGUAUCAAGUUUCUUCUGGAUGAAUUCCAUCUCGAUACAGAUUCUAUUUCGAAUCAAGCGUCCAUCAGUGCCCGACUAUGGCUGGCGCACCUUUUCGUGGUAUGCUCUUUACGCGUUUGGUACACCCGCGCUUAUAACAAUAGCUAUGUCCAUUGUCAACUUCCAUCCUGGAAAACAUCAAAAACCAGGCAUCGGUCUCAACACUUGCUGGUUUUACGAUAAAAGGCAACAAUGGUACUAUAUGUAUAGUGUACUAUCAAUACUCAUGGCAAUAAAUAUAGCUAUAUUUUGCUACUUGUCAGUUUACUUGUGGAGACAAACGUUCCUAUCAACACACGUCAAGGAACUGCGUUAUAAGUUCGGAAUGACAUUAAAGAUGUUUAUUAUUAUGGGUCUGCCCUGGAUAUUUGAAAUGAUUAGUACUUUCUUCGAAGCACAUAUAAUUUGGACAGUCUUGGACAUAUUUAACCUCAUGCAAGGACCCUUAAUGUUCAUCGUACUAGUAGUGCUACGAAAGCGUGUAUUAAAGGCUCUAUACAAAAGUGGUUGCCUGGAUUGCGUUUCCGGUUUAGUUGAGCGAUACCUGGCGAUCGCAGAAGAUGACGAAGAAAUUGUACAACACACCAUUGACGUGCCAUUAGACGAUAAAAAACAUAACAAUAUUUGACGAGAUCUUGUUUGAAAGGAUUUGUGCCUGUUAAGAUGACUACGACUGGUCCGGGAAUUCACUUACCAGGCCAGGGGACUAGGCUAAAAACUUACAACUAAUGUUCAUAAAUGUAUCUCAAUAAGGUUAAGUAAUAUUCAAUCAAAAGCAGCUAUAACUAAUAUUAAUUUCACAUUAACAUUUUAUAAAAUAUUGCAAAUAUCGUUAUUUAUAAAUAUAAAUUUGUAUGCUUUACAAACGACGUUUUAAAAACGAACAAUUUGAUGAGAUCAAAUCAUUUUCAUUCAAUUGAAUUUAUUUAAUCUAUUAUUUUAAUGUACUAGCAUGCUUGUUAUUCAUAAAAAUAAGUCGACACUGGUAAAUAUACGUUUGUCUCUUUCUGUCCAAUUGUGACUAUGCUAUGCUGAAAGAAGAUAGUAGGGUGAAAUUGUUUAAAGAUUGGCGUUCGUUAGAUUGUGAUUGGUCAAUCGAAAAAACGGAUCGUGUCGCGUCUAUGAUAAGAGAUACUGUUGACUAAAUAAUAUUGUGUACCGAUUUAUAUUACCAAAGUCACGAAACUCUUCAAAGGUUACAAUUGUGAUUUAAACUAUAAUAAUUAUACUUAUGCCUGAAGUUUUUCCUUGGUUACUAAUGGUCCCCUUGUCUAUGGGCGUAUCUCACACUUGUUCGUACAGUGAACGAAAACAUCGUGAGGAAUCCGGCAUACUGUCAAAUCUAAAAAUCCACGAUAUGUGGCAGAAAGGAUAAUCAUAUUUGUCUAAGAAAUAAAAAUAAUCAAAGAAAGAGAGGCAAAGGCAAGGCCGCACCAAUAGACUAUUCUUAGUAAUAAUAUAAAUUAAUUUCUUAUAAAAUGAUAAUUGUACUUAUAAUUAGGAGUUUCAAAGAUACCUCUAGUCGAUAAGAUAACAUAUACAUAAAACUGAUAAAAUUGAGAAUAAGGUAAAAUUUUAUAAAACAUUUUAUACGUUAUCAAUGUUUAAAUUUUUCCUAUGUGCCAUGUAUUUAAACUAUGCAUUAUAAUGUACAUAAUAAUAAGUUUAUAUUAAUCGUUAAAGCCUCAAUAUUAUUAAGUAUUUAAUAAAUAAUAAUAUACAUUCUA
This is a messenger RNA of Pieris brassicae (large cabbage white), 2386 nucleotides long. RefSeq names its product probable G-protein coupled receptor Mth-like 4. Lineage: Eukaryota; Metazoa; Arthropoda; Insecta; Lepidoptera; Pieridae. The record is from RefSeq and is a predicted model, not a curated record. Gene Ontology annotation, molecular function: transmembrane signaling receptor activity. Gene Ontology annotation, cellular component: membrane. Bases 52 to 1287 code for a protein of 411 amino acids. The transcript has 8 exons. Gene Ontology annotation, biological process: cell surface receptor signaling pathway.